AUGCCUGACUACAACAAUUUCAUUAAAUGUGGAGAAAUCUUAAAAUCGCCGACUAUCAAUGAAAAGGAACAAUUUGUUUUUCGUUGUGGAUGCUAUGCUGACCAUUAUAUUGAGUUGCAGUCAUUUGUAAUUCCUCCAUGUUCAAAGCGUUUCCAAGAAAGUUUAGUCAAUUUUGAAACUAAUAGCCUGGGGCAUAAUGUAAAUGCCAAUAUUAAAUAUGAAGAGGAUAAUAUAAACGUUGAAGAUGUGGACCCUUUGAAUGCCUUAUAUGAAGAUACCAAGAAUCCAGAGAUUAAAGAGGAAACUACAUUAAAUGAACCCGAAGAGUGUUUUAAUCAGCAAGAUAAUAUAUUCGAAGACCCCGAAAAAGAUGAACAGCUAUCAACUGCUUCAGAUGAUGCCAAUUGGGAAAACCUGGAAUCUGAUAAUGAGUCUGUGGAAUCCGAAGAUAGCGAUUCACCACUAUUUGUUCAUAAUUUUAUUAAAUCCCAGCAAAAUGUUAUAUCCCUUAUCGAAGAAUACAAAAGUUAUCCAAUACUUUGGAAACAAAAAUCUCCACAAUAUAGAUUGAAAAAACAUCAUAACAAAUAUUUGGAAAAAAUCAAAGAAGACUUAAAGGAAAAACAUAGUCUACAAAUGUCCCUGACACAAAUUGCAGCAGUCAUUACCUAUCUGUAUCGUAAAUAUAGACAUGAUUUUAAACGCAGCAUAUACGAUGCCACAACCACCCUCGAUGAAAAAACUCAGCCUGCAUGGUUUUUGCCUCACAUGGAAUUCCUUAAACCCAUAGUUGAAAAAACUUUCAAUACAACAAUAACUACUAACACAACCCCCGAAUGUAAUCUACAACCCGAACAAAUAAUACAAGUUUUGGGAAUAUAUGAACGUUUUCCACAUCUUUGGAAUACCGAUUUAAUAGAAAAUGUUUGUAAAAAUAAACGCAUGGAAGCCAUCGAAGAAAUGCGAAAAGUCAUUGAACAGGAAAUGAAUCUUGAGAUUAGCGGAAGUGCCCUACAGGGCUAUCUACAUUUUAUGCACAAUCAUUUUAGUAAACUAAAACGUUGUCAUCUUAUAGAGGCUAAACCGAAGCCAGAUAAAUAUUUCAAACACAUGCAAUAUCUUAAUGACCACAUUGGACCUUUUCAAUGUCGUGAAUGUGCCCAAAUAUUCAAAAGUCCAUUGACGUUUAAAGUCCACAAAUCUCAACAUGAUGGUUCGGAGGCAAUACGUUGUUCGCUGUGCCAAAAAGAAUAUAGUAAUCCCGGCCCAUACAUUGCUCAUGCCCGCCGCCACAUGAAUGACUUGAAUGAAGAAUGCUCGGAGUGUGGUAAAAAGUUUUUGGUAGCCAGCGAUUUGAAAAUUCACAUGCGUUCACAUACCGGGGUCCAGCCGUAUUGUUGUGAAAUAUGCGGCAUUUCAUUUCGUCACAGCACAUCGUUAAAUGUUCAUCGUCGUCGUCACGAAGAGCAGUAUUUACAUAAGUGUCCAAUCUGUUCGAAGGGUUUCUAUAAAAAGGAUCGUAUGAAUGAUCACAUACGAUCGCAUAAUAACGUACGUGAUUUUGCAUGUGCAAUUUGUGGCAAAGCUUUUAAAACCCGCAAAACUCUCAAGCAACAUGAGGUGAUACAUGAUGAUGCGAGGAAGCAUGUGUGUUCACUGUGCGGCAAGGCGUUUAAACUUAAAGUUGGUCUGCUGCAGCAUAUGCGGACACAUGGUGGCCAAAUAUAA
This is a messenger RNA of Musca vetustissima, 1728 nucleotides long. RefSeq names its product zinc finger protein 41-like. Gene Ontology annotation, biological process: regulation of transcription by RNA polymerase II. Gene Ontology annotation, molecular function: RNA polymerase II cis-regulatory region sequence-specific DNA binding; DNA-binding transcription factor activity. Lineage: Eukaryota; Metazoa; Arthropoda; Insecta; Diptera; Muscidae. The transcript is spliced from 3 exons. The record is from RefSeq and is a predicted model, not a curated record. Bases 1 to 1728 code for a protein of 575 amino acids.